This is a messenger RNA of Aplosporella prunicola CBS 121167, 893 nucleotides long. RefSeq lists its product as uncharacterized. The record is from RefSeq and is a predicted model, not a curated record. Lineage: Eukaryota; Fungi; Ascomycota; Dothideomycetes; Botryosphaeriales; Aplosporellaceae. The transcript has 5 exons. The coding region runs from base 66 to 557 and encodes 163 amino acids.
CCGCUCUCCGCAAAACACUCGCCCCUACGCACCGCGGACCAGCCCUGCGCCCUUCUCCAUCCAGGAUGAGCGCGCAAAACGCCGCAUGGCGGCGCCAGUCGCCCCAGCGCCCGAACAACCAGCAGCGCGGCCCGCACUCACGCGACCGGUCUGCCGGCGCCAGUGGCUACAACACGCCGACCUCGAAGCAGGACCAGGGCAUGUCCAAUUAUUCCGGCAAUGCGUGGGGCCAGAAGGGCAGAGGUGGUGGGCAAGGUGGUGCCGGACAGAGAGCGAGCGCACCUCCGGCUGGCCCGCAGGGAUACCAAGAGGAGCACAUUCCUGUCAAAGGUUUCAACUCCAAGGAAGCAAAGUACACCUUGAAGAAAUGGUACCAGGAUGCGAACAAGGUCGGCUCAGGCGAUGGCAAGUCAGUGCUCUACAAGCCUCAGGGCGACGUGACCAUGCGUAGCGGUGGUGUUUGGGGUAGCAAGCCAAACACCAUGGCCAAUGGCCAGGACUUCUGGGUCCAAUUGCGGAAGCAAGUCAGCGCCUUCGACUCCGGCAAGGCAACCUGAACGCGCGGAUACCACUGUACAUUUGUUUGGCCGCGGCAAUGAUGCAUGGGCAUAGGGGUUUUAGGGAUACUGCAUAGGGAGCGUGGCGUUGGCUUGGACAGAGUGUUGCUUGGAGCUUCCACGCGCACGCUUCUUAAUUGGUUAUGCAGGAACCAUCUAGCUCACUGCUUCGACGGGAGGAUGGAAUUCCAGCGAGCUGGUCUGAUGAAGGCCCCAAUUUCCUACAUAGUUUGUGUGUGCAUCGAGGACCGUUUGAGACAGCGGGGCCGUCAAUGUGCAUACGCAGUAGAUAGAAAGGUCUUCACCUAGAAAGUCAAUCAAAACUCUGCACAGUCG